AUGAGCCUUUCUCAGCUACCCACUGAAAUCCUAUGGAUCAUUUCAUCCUAUCUUUCGCGCCAGAGCGAUAUCUAUGGCUUGGUUAGAACCAAUCGUCGUCUAUACCAAGAACUGAGAAAGUGUCUAUGCUAUUGGAAUGCUCAAUACUAUCGCGGGUCAGCGCUCCCUGUUGCUGCCGAGUUAAACCUCCUUCCACAGGUUGAAGAUCUUUUAGUCGGAUUAGAUCUCGCCCGGGCUAAAUCUGACUCGCUUUCCCAGAGAGUGAUCCAGAUGCGCUGGCUGACCCGACGAAGGGGAAAUGUGGGUAUUGGAGAAAAGGAUCAUGCCCGGUAUGAGAAUGAGGAUGAGGAUGAGAUAUAUGAUAAGGAAGAUACAAGAAGAUUAGACCCUUACUGGGAAGAUAUCUAUACGCAUCCUCUUUUAUCACAAGGAUACUGCUUUAUGAAUAUUAUCAAUAUUCAGCAUGCCCUAGCGAUAGGUAUUCAAACUGGACAUAUAGAGGUCGUCCAGGGUCUGUUGGAUUUUGGUGCAGAAGUCAACUUCUAUCGUGGAAGUCAUACUACAAACCCACUUUCAUCAUACUCGACUACAACACGAUGGCAUAGCAGGGCAGUUAAAAUCGACAACCCACCAUUAUUUCUAGCUGUACAGUAUAGAAAUUUUGAGAUAGUGAAGAAGUUACUUGAGCGCGGUGCUGAUCCACAACGGUAUACUCCUUCGCCCUUAUACCGCGCUGUUGAAGACAAUCAUCUGGAUAUUAUUUCUGUCUUGCUAAAAUUGGAUACGCGAUCCCAGAAACCCGCCUUGAAACUUGCUGUAUUACGAGGGAACUACUCCAUGGUUGAAUUUCUCCUGUGUAACGGCUUGAAAGCUUCAGAGCAUGGGGGUGCUGCCUUGUAUGUUGCUGAAAUGAAAGGUUACAAGGACAUGGCUAGCUUGCUGAAGCAUCAUGGUGCGACGAUCGAUACGCUCUCCGAUAUGGACAGAGAUGAGUGGGAAGCAGAAGACAGAGAUGGUACCGAUCGCCCCAUUCAUUAUUGGUCCUCUGUUCCUCGUAUAGAAGAGGAUUAUCCUGAUGAACCUUCAAGUUCUGAGCCUGAGUCUGAAUAUAUAGAUUCGAGCUGA
Penicillium manginii is the source of this 1125-nucleotide messenger RNA. RefSeq lists its product as uncharacterized. The transcript has a single exon. Bases 1 to 1125 code for a protein of 374 amino acids. Gene Ontology annotation, molecular function: protein binding. Lineage: Eukaryota; Fungi; Ascomycota; Eurotiomycetes; Eurotiales; Aspergillaceae. The record is from RefSeq and is a predicted model, not a curated record.